Molecule: messenger RNA, 3493 nt
Organism: Ixodes scapularis (black-legged tick)
Lineage: Eukaryota; Metazoa; Arthropoda; Arachnida; Ixodida; Ixodidae
Exons: 4
Coding region: 1058-2758 (566 amino acids)
Biological process (GO): engulfment of apoptotic cell; apoptotic process involved in development; phosphatidylserine exposure on apoptotic cell surface
Cellular component (GO): plasma membrane
Source: RefSeq, a predicted model, not a curated record
GAUAAACAAAGGGCGGCCAGUUGAUAAGGAAGGCAACAGCCCGUGUCUCAAUGUCCCGGUUUGCAGAUUUCACGGCAUUGUGCGUAUACGUUGACGCGAGCCUGGCGCUCGCGUGCGUGCGUGUGGUUGUGUUUGUGUGCUUCCGCACGCGGUGUGCGUAGUACGUUUGUUGAUGGUGGUGCUAAGAACGAAGAAUCUCAGUAUUUCUACGCAUAGACACACCCGGACUACCAAAAAAGGCCAAGACCGCAGCCAUUGACGAGGAAGAUACUCAGAAAAGGAGUCACCGGUCCACAACGUUGCCAAGAGAGACACGAUCAAGAAGCAAGUUAUGAAGAUUGGAUUUCCAGAAGUGAUCACUGUACGCACGUUGUAAAAUUUCAAUGGUACCGCAUUUGUUGCGGAGACGUUGUAACAUUGUAGUAGCGUUGUAGCGGACUGCAGCCUGCCGUCUCGGGUCCUCGAAUACAGCUAAGUAUAUACUAGAAGCGUUGCGCCGUCCACUGUGGUGCGGACGAGACAUCCCGUACGCGCAAGGUCGAGCUCCCCACUCCCCCGUCUCAGAUCGAAGAAGGUCGGCAGCGGGUCGCGUCAGCGACGGGCCUCGUCCAUCAAGAGCUCGCCGCGUCUGAAAGCCGCAGGAGAAGCCAAGCUACGCCGCAGCGACGUUGCUCCACGGCUAUGUUGCUGCCUCGUCAUCCCCGCAGCAAAUUGAACAAGGGCGCCGCGUCUGUGCCACGCAAGAUUCCUAUCCUUCCAGGAGCUACAAACACCGAGAGUGCUAAACCGUAAGUGCUCGUUCAGAACAGUUUCAUCGACAGCGUUGUCGCGUUCAGCAAAAAGAUGGCCAGCAUGGAAGGAACAACGCGCGCAGUGAGGGCGGUUCAAACGUCCCGCCUGUCCCGUCAAAACUACUGUCAGGCUCACUGCGUACUGAAUAGGGUUCGCGCAGUGUCAGCGUACCGUCCGUAGAGCGGUUUCGCGCUCCUUCGUUGCAUCUAGAACGUUUCUUCGCAAAUUCCGAAAUGUGAGCCGGGAAACCACCAGUCACCUAAUCAUGCUCGGGGAGAGCGAUCGCAGAGGUCACCCAGCGGCUUGCCGUCACAGCCGCAUUGAACCAAAAGUGUUCCUGGAUCCUGUCGGCGCAACGGUUUCUUCGUCACUGUUGCAGUUACGACCACCACCAGCGCAACAACACAGGCCGUAUCGUCGAUGUAGCCUCCAGGAACCGCGCCACGCGGUGGCCUUCAGCAGUUGCUCGCUACGCUUCGGACGCCCCGACCUUCCCGCCCUAGACACCGAUGGUGAGAGAAUCGUCCUCCUGGACGCGCGGCGACGGCGCGAGAGCGUCGCCAUGUGCGAUGGCCUCCGGUCGACCGAACAAUCUGUUGGCCGCUACACCGGGGAAGACAUCGCUGCUCUUAUCGGCGGCGGCAGCCAAGUCAGCGUCGCCGUUCUCCGAGCUCCUUCCAACGAUCUGACGAGCAGCGAGCAGCUAGUCAUCGAUUACCUCAUGGCUGAUGUCGCCGCCGCCGCCGAACGGGAGCGCGUGGGCAAUACUCCGGAUGGCCUGUCUUCUGUGGCUGAAGAAACCAGGGCCAGUCGGCAGAGCGUCGCGGUGGGAGCGGAUGACAAGAUCGAUGAUGUCCGCGUUCCGAAGAUGGGUGCAAGUGCGCUGUGGACCCCGUCGACCUUCACAUUCGUGCUGCUCUUGGCGGUGCUGACGUGCGACGUCCUCCUGGCGGUCCAGUACUACCAGGAGCGGACGCUGCUGUGUCUGACCACGCUGGUCAUUAUGCACGCGCCUUCGGUGAUUUUCUUCGUCGCGAGGGUGCACUUCAUUGUGGCGCAGUCGACGGUGUCCGAAAAGUUUAUGCGGGGACUUGUGAUCGUGUGGUACGUGGUUACCUUCCCGUUGCUGCAUUUUCUGCCCCUGCUCACGCUGUCCUCGUCGCUGUUCGAUAAGACCCUGAUGAUCGUGGGCGACCCGUCGGACAUGCGGCCCUUCAUCGUGCGCCAGGAGGAGGUGGCCUUCGAGGACCUGGUCUGGGUGGCCGUGGUCCACUGCUUCCCGCAGGCCGUGCUCCAGCUCUACCUGCUCCUCUUUGAGACCAGCCCGCAACGAGUCGUCCACGACUACGCGGCGAUCCUUCAGGCCGUCACGAGCGUGUGCUGCAUCCUGCUGAUCGCGUGCGUUGCCACUUUCUACACCAAGUACGUCCGCGUCCGCGCCGACGAAGAGACGGACGAGUCGACCACCUAUGAGACCGUGCUGGGAACCUACGACGACUCCGGCACGGCCCACUUCCUCAAGUUCACUUCCUGGACCUUCAUCGCGGCCGCCAGGGUGUCCUCGAUGGCCGCCCUCUUGUCCGUUUACUCCAGUCCGGCCCUGCUAAGCCUCGCCUUCCUCCACAUUCCUGUCGUCCUCUGCUGGUCUACGACGUGCCGGACCACGUACAACGUGUCCAAGUUCCUCGGUGACCUCGCCCUAGGCUUGAUGACGAUGCUGUUUCUGGUCGAGUACCGCGGCCUGAACCGGGAAGGGCUAGCCACUGCCAUGUCCACCGUGGUGUUCCUCUGCUCGACGUUCCUGGAGAACUCCGUGUUCCUGGCGCUCGCCUACUUCCUGUCCAGGACUCUGCAGACGGUGUUGUUUGUGGUCAUAGGUGCGCAUUACGUGGCCAUGACGUGUGGCGUGUUCUUGCUGCUUUGUCACUUCAGGCUGCGCUCGCACAAGGCCGAUUACGUCUUCUGAACUGUCUGGCGGGUACGGGUGCUAGCCCUCCCCUCACAAUGACUGAAAAUUUAACUUAUUAACUUCCUUCCUUUCUCAUCUCGCGUUUGGCGAAAAUCAUCUGUUUUUUUUUUAUUUUCUUAUUAGUUUUGUUUUCUGACAGCUUUACACGAGGUUUAAUACUGACUUUUUUUUUCGGUUUUCAACGGCAUUGGCGUUGAUCGUUCCCAAAAUGGCCGAAACCGCAGCCAGAACGUUUUAGCGUGAUUCGAACAGCGAUUGAGUCGAAAGUUCGCCGGCGGCCAAGAGCGUCGUGAAAACAAGGCGAGGUUUGUCGCGAGUGUGUUUCACGAGCAAUUCAAAUUCGCCGACAGUGUCUCAAAUAAACAGAGCACAAUGCGACUACAGCUCUCAUAAUCACGGGUCUCUGUGGGCGUUACGCAGACUAAGUGGCGUCCACCGGUGUGGCAAUAGUUCGGGCUUGUACAAAGAUGUUUUGUUUCAGUUUCUGUUGUACAGCGAGUCCCCCAAAUGUGCAAAUGUUCUCAUGCGUGUUAUUCGUGACUGUAUAGGCGAGUUGAAGAGAAUGUAAAGGUUAAGCAUUGUUCCGAUCGACUCGGGAUUAUUAGGCAGCUUGUCCGUCGUUGGUUACAUGUAGACAGCUCAUUGUGAAGUAUUUCAAAUACGAAAAAAGUGUCGGAACACAUCGGAAAGGUUGUACCUUUUUCUUGGAACGAAUAAAUGAUUGUAUUGAAA